Messenger RNA from Chilo suppressalis (striped riceborer), 7631 nucleotides. Lineage: Eukaryota; Metazoa; Arthropoda; Insecta; Lepidoptera; Crambidae. The record is from the annotation of a GenBank genome assembly.
GGAAUCUUUAAAAUAUACGCUAUUCCGGUCAAUCGGACGUAAGAACUUUAAUUAUACGUCUUCUUUACGUUUCACGUUGUAGUCAACACUACAGAGUGUUGACUACCGCACAGAGGCUUAUCGAGAAAGCUGACUCGAUACAUUUCGUGCCAAACACUCCAAGAAAGAAAAUUGGAAAUUAGGCUGUAUGGACGUUGUUCCUUUUGCCUUCCUUAAUUAGAGAGAACGUUAAAAAAAAAGAAAGAUUUCCUAACUAAAAUGGCGGGAGAAGUCAAAUCUUGAAGCGUUCCAAGUUGCUUUUUAUUUCUAGGAAAAACUAUGUGUACCAAUCUUUCUAGCUUCACCGAUGUGCUUGGAGACGAAAUACCCGAUUCACAACCUAUAUCAUUUGGAUCUAGUGUCGAAACACAAUCGCGAUUUGACAUCGAAGAAAAUGCAAGAUAUACUAGACCUGUUAAGGGAACAGGACAAGUUGGAAACUUUCGAAGUAUAGAAGAAAUUGAUCCCAAAUAUAGACAUGUCUUUACAUAUCAAUACUUCAACUUGGUGCAGUCUGGUGUGAUAGAUGAUGCCUUAUACACAGAUAAAUCAAUGGUUGUUUGCGCACCCACAGGAUCAGGCAAAACAGUAGUUUUCGAAAUGGCGAUAGUUCAACUAUUGAUGGACAUUGAAAAUAAAAAUGACAGGGAUAAUUUUAAAAUAAUUUAUAUGGCCCCAGUAAAAGCACUUUGCACAGAACGACUUACCGAGUGGUAUUCGAAGUUUAACAAGAUAGGGCUACUGUGCAUCGAGGUCACUGGCGACACUGAUAUAGAAUUUGGACAGUUGCAGCCCUAUAAGAUUAUAAUAACCACUCCUGAAAAAUGGGACAUACUCACAAGAAGAUGGAGGGACCACAGAGGUUUAGUUGAGAUGGUGAAACUCUUCCUUAUAGACGAGGUGCAUAUCCUGAACGAUAAUAUUCGAGGGCCAGUCCUUGAAGCUGUCGUCAGUAGAAUGAAGACUAUAGAGUCUGCAGCACAAUCAGCGCAUCGCAUCGAAAAGCUUCAAGAGCAAUACCAAAUGAACACUGACAGUAUGACCGUAUCAACCGUAAAGACUUCUCCUCCAAGGAUUCGGUUCGUGGCUGUAUCGGCUACUGUGAGCAACCCUGAAGACGUAUCGGCUUGGUUAGGAUCCGAAGACAAGCCUGCCGUGUUCUAUAAGUUCGGAGACGAAUGUCGACCCGUGAAGAUUCAUCGAGUAGUGGAAGGUUACCCUUGCCCCGACGGCACUAGUAUCUUCAAAUUCGACAUCAUACUUAACUACAAACUAUGGCCUAUUAUUCAGAAGUACCACAACGGGAAGCCCACUUUGAUAUUCUGCAAUACCAGGAAGAGUGUCCUACUGACAGCCGAGACCCUGUCUCGCGAGAUCACGAUUACUUUCAACCCCGAGCAGAAAGCCAAACUAACAGCACUAGCGUCCACAAUUAAGAACAAGAAAUUACAGACAUUAGUUUUAGCAGGUGUGGGUUGCCACCACGCCGGUUUGUUAUACGAGGAGAGAUUCAACAUCGAACAAGCUUUCAGGAACAGGAACUUGCCAAUACUCAUCACAACCACUACUCUAGCCAUGGGUGUUAACUUACCAGCUCAUCUCGUCAUCGUGAAAAAUACUCAACAGUACGUAAAUGGGGCAUACCAGGAAUACAGUAUAAGUACGGUGCUGCAAAUGUUGGGACGCGCUGGGAGGCCGCAGUUCGACACCGAUGCCACUGCUGUUAUCAUGACCAGGCAACGAGAUAAGGCUCGUUACCAAGCCCUCGUCGAAGGCACCGAACCCCUCCAAAGCUACCUACAUAUGCGUCUAGCAGAAAACUUGAACAGCGAAGCGGCACUCGGUACUGUGGGAGAUGUGGCACAAUGCGUACAGUGGCUGCGCUCCACGUUCCUCUACGUUAGAGCAGCCAAAGAUCCGAAAAGAUACCUCGGGCUCACGCCAGCAGCGCCGUGCUACCAAAUAUCUAAGAAAAUUGAAGAGAUGUGCGUAAGAGCAAUGAAUAGCUUAGCUAGUGCGGGCUUGAUUACUAUGGACGAAGCUAGUUGCAUAGCUUCAACAGAAGCUGGGCGACUUAUGUCCAUCUUCUAUUUAGACUUAGAGACGAUGAAGUUAAUAAUGAAGCUCCAAGGCGACGAAACACUGGAACAGCUACUUUCCGUUAUAUGCGAGAGUCACGAACUAGCCGACAUGCAUUUGCGCGUCGACGAGCGUAGAUGUCUCAACGCGCUCAACAGAAACAACAAAGCGGCCACCAUACGAUUCCCCAUGAAGGGAAAGAUUAGCUCCAGGCAGAUGAAACUUAGCUGUAUCAUUCAAGCUGUACUCGGCUGCCUACCCAUUCUUGACCCAUCCUUGAACCAAGAAGCAAUGAAAAUUAUGAGAGUCGCAGUAAGAAUUUGCAAAUGUCUGGUGGCAUAUGUAACGCGCCCAGAAGUGACGUCUGAACAAAGAGAAUUCUUUAAUGCUUUACUUAACUCACUAGUUCUCGCUAAAUGUGUCGAAGCCCAUUUAUGGGAAAACUCGCAUUUCAUCAGCAAACAGCUGAAAGGUAUCGGUCCAACAUUUAGCACGCUCUUGGCAUCGGCCGGAAAAGUUACUUUCCUUCUGUUGGAAGAAAGCCACCCAAGGGAUUUGGAAAGAAUUAUGAAUAAAGGUCCACCAGCAGGCAACAUUAUAAGAAAACAAAUAAGUCUUCUACCAAAAUACCAACUAGAAACUACGCCUAUUGAUGAGAAGACAGUAUCGAUUCAACUCCGAUUGUUAAAUCAGGCUUAUCUUUCUGAAAACAUUGAGGACCUCACAGCAGGAAACGCUCACAAAUGCUACGUAAUCGCUGGCGAUUCUAAAAAUAAUAUUAUGCUCUUUAAAACAUUCAAGGACACAGAUUUGAUCAGUGUCUAUAAUGGGAUAAUGACAUUUGAAAUAACAAGAAACCAUACUUUUGAGCAUAAACUUUAUGUCCACUGCAUCAGUGCUACAUUUGUUGGUAUUGACGCACGUUGUGAAUAUACCUUUAUGAAACAAAUGCCAACGACUUCGGAUAUUUCCUCGUUUUAUUUCCAGAAUAAUAAGACAGAAAAGAACCUCAUAAAUACCAAUAAAAUCGAAACAAAUGAAAGAAAACGCAAGAACGAUGAUAAUAUAAUGAAAUCUAAAGAAAAAAAGAAACGUGAAAAUGAAUUCGCUGAAAAGUGCAGGUUACUUAAAAAGUCUUUUGAUAAUACAUCAAACAAAAUUAAAAAUGAUUUACGCGAAACCGAAAAGAAAACCAAGAAUACUUUGAAAGGUCUUGUUGAUACAUUUAAACCUGAUUUGUGCAACAAAUCUGAGGCCGGUCUUGAUUCUAACAAAGAUUAUUUUAACGAGCUUGCAUCUCUGGACAACAACUUAAAUAUUGACGACUUUGAAGAUCCCAUGGACAGCCAAAAAAUUAACAGCUUACUGAACGAUAUUGAAUCUGAAAUAAUAGGUAAUAAUCAAGUUUCUUAUAAGGGAUUUAACGAGGUUAAGACAGUUGAAAAUAAAAAACAAACUAGAAGAAACGAGUACAAAUACAAAGAAUCGAAACAGCCCUAUUACAAAUUCAUAGAGUUACUUGAAAGAAAUGUGGAAAUGAGCGAAGACGAAGAACCGCCUGAAAAGCAAAAUGGUUUUUCAGAAACAAUUAAAGAUCAACUUGAUAAAUAUUUACAAAUUUCUCGUAAUGUAGCUAUAUCUUCUGAUCCUAUAGUAUCACGUCUUUGCAAUGAUGAACAAGAUUUGGUAAAGACCCAAUGUAAUAGCGUAAAUGUCAAUACAGAGGUGUUUACAAACGAUGAUGACCCUACGAACAAUAUGGGAAUAACAAUUACUGAUAAAUGUCUUAAACAUUAUAUGAUGGUAAAUACAAUGCAGGUCGAAUCAAAGGACGACCAAACAAGCAGAAGCAAUAGAAACACAUCUUCAGCAAUAGAUAAUGGUAUUGAAACAUCAAAGUGUCUGGAUCUAUUCUCAGAUGUAAUUGAAAAUUUAAGCAAUGAAAAAGUUGAAAUUGAAUAUAAUAACCAGGAUAUAAAAGCAAAACAUAAAAAUUCACAAAAUCUAAAUAUCUGUACAUUAGAAGGUUUUAAUAAUUAUCAUCAACAAAAUACAUUUCUUGAACAUAAUGCCAAAAUUAUGCAAUUACUUCCAUUGGUACACUCAAAUAGCUUGAUUUUACGUGAUAGUGAUUUAGCUCGUAACUGGGUAAUUAAGUCAAAUAAGAUUGUUAAUAAUCACGCUGAUGCAGAACAUAACCGAUUAAAUAUUCAUGAUGAUAUAGUUACAAUGCAAAACAAUUAUAAAACAGAUUACGUGACAAAUAAAUAUAAUACUGCAGUAUUAAGAGAAGCAUUAAAACAAAAAGAAACUGUACCCUGUAUAUCUACAAAUCAAAAACAUCAAAAAGGUCAUAUAGAAUUAGACGAAACACAUUCUGACUUACCGGAUAUUAGGAAAAUUUGUGGCAGUCACAAUAUUGCCAAAGAAAAACAACAACAACAAGAAACGGAUACAGAUAAAGUCAACAUCAAUAAUUUUUUCAAAGAAACUUCAAAUUCUGAAAUAAACAAACAUGACCAAGAUGGAACAUUAAAAGAACUUUUAGAUAAUAGACUAAGAAAGAAACAAGAACACAAAUAUAAAUUUUCAUCAGAAAAAGUUUAUAUACAAUCAAAAUUUAGUGCUGAUAAUUACAUUCAAAUAAUCAGGAAAUUAAAAAUUGAUUUAGACGUCACAGAAACUAUCAUAGAAAAUAAAAUAACGCCUGAAUCUAGUGCAACUUUUAAUACAGAUAAUUUUUCUAGAAAUACAGGUAAAAAUAAAUCAUCAAAACCUUUUGAGUAUAACGCUAAUACAAAGGCGAUUAUGCAUUUUGAACCCGAUACAAAUAACCUUAAACGAGAACAUGAUACGCGAACAAAAGAGACUGAAGUUGCUUUAGAAGAUGAUUCAAAAAUUAAAAAAAGCAAAGAUACUGAAUCAAGUGCAACUUUCAAUACAGAUCCGUUUUGUAGAAAUACAGGUAAAAAUCAAUGGCUUAAACCUAAUAAACAUAACGCUGAUACAAAGGCGAUUAUGCAUUUGCAAUCUGAUACAAAUAAUCUUAAACGAGAACGUGAUACGCGAACAAAAGAGGCUAAAGUUAUUUUGAUGGAUGAUUCAGAAAUUGAAAAAAGCAAAUAUAUAGCAUCGAAUCCAAGUCACAGAGUUAUUCAAUCAGACAAUCAUAAUAAUACAAACAGUACUAUAGACAACCUUUUAAAUAAAUACAUCAAAGUAUUCAGCAAUAACGAUAAAAAUAAGAAGACCACCAAUAUUCAAAGCUCGAACAUAUAUAACCAUAGGACACUACAACCAAUCAAAACAAAUAAACCAUUUAAAAUUACUGAAAUUCAGAAUCUAAACUUACAAUUAAGUGAGAUAUCCGAUCCUGCAAAAGCUACUAAUGAUUUCGACGCGUUCGCGAUAGAAGAUAUCAAUAAAAAUUUACUUAUAAGAAACCAAGAACUUCCCACAAGCUCGGAUGAUGCCGAGUUCUCACAAAGAACUCAAAUAGAAGAUCCCAUAGCAGCGAUCCAUGACCACGCAGCGUUCUCAUCACAUUUACCAUUAUAUGAAGAAGAAGAUUUAAUAGAAGAACACUUCGAUGUAGACCAAGCCAUGUUAAACCCUAAAACCUUACUCAUGCGUUACAAUAACGGAGAAUCUAACAAUGAAAUUAUUCCACCUCCUCCUGAAUUUUGUAACUCCGGAGGCGAUUAUUCUCCUGAAAUUGAUGACAAUUUAAUUAACAAUUUAAUUUCACCACCCCUACAUUCUCCAAAUUAUAAUAGUGUGUUUGAAGAUCAGCUUAAUUCUAAUGGCACAGAUUUAACAUGCCAAUAUUUUGAAACAUGGACUUUAAACACUGAUGACCCUUAUGAAAUUGAUAAUUUCAAUACUCAUCCUAUGCGAUCAUCUAUAAAUAGAAAUACAACAGAAAAUAAUAGAUAUCCGGUUCCCUCUCUUGGUGCAAGAUAUGGAAAAUUGAACCAAUUUAGAUUUCAUCGUAAAAAUAAACUUAAAGUAAAAAUGUAACGUGUAGUUUGUACCUAGGUAACUAGUAAGUUGAAAUAAAAUAUUACUGAAGUUUUUUAUUGUAUCUAUUUAUAGUUCCAACUUACUUAUUAUAAUAAAUGGAUUAUAAUUAUUAAAAUUCGAUGUUUAUGCAUAAAUAUUGAAGGGGCCCAAACGGGAAAUUUGGGAUUGACUCGAGCGCGGCCAAAUAAUAUCAUGGGCAACCUUGCGACUUGUGAGGUACUCCCACCAUACCUGAGCCUUUUAUAUACCUUUAUAUAACAAUAGGCCUUGACUAUUGGUCGCGUUUAAAUCGUUAGUCUUUUGAAUAGAAGCUACUAGAGGGUUCACGUAACGUGUCUGAUGUCUAAAAAAUAUUAAGUAUCUUUAUGACUUCUGGUAUUCUAUGACGAAAAUACAAUGCCUGGCAGUGUUGGGUGCACGUGAAUACUCAGAAACGUAAAUCACAGGUGCGACUUCUGUUGUGGUUCGUCAUUUACAUCUGUGGUUGUAGAGACCAUAAUGACGACGGAGAAGGCGGUCUGGUUGCACUUUCAACCCUUUGCCAACACCGAUGGCACAUACUCUGUGUUGUCAAAUACAACCUGUAAAAAAACUUUUUUAACUUAAUAAUAAUAAUAAUCAUUCAUUUCGGGCAAUAAAUAUUAUUAUAUUUUUGAGGAUACAUCAUAGCGCAAUAUCUCUUUAGUUCGUAAAUAUGUCGCUGGUAUCUUCCGUGAUAGAAUCCUCUACGAUUCUAUCACGGAAGUGAUAGAGAUGAGACGGAGUGAACAUGACACAGUUCCAUGAAACUUCCAUAGUAAACAAUAGUCCAAUCGAAAAGCACUUCAAUAAUCCGUAUUUCUAGCCGAUGUGUCAAAGUACAAGAGAUUGUCAGGGUCAAGUAGAAACUCUAAACGAAGAUGAAUCGUAGUCACACACGUAUUGCUUACGAACGAUUACCUGCGCUAGCGCGCAACCGCAACCCGACGAGUCGCCGCCUGUGUUUUAUUAUCUUCACCCUAUUUAAACAUAUUACAAUCUAUUAUCAGAAACCACUUAAAAAAUGAUAAAUUAAAAAAUCGAAAAACCCGACUGCUAAAAUAUUACUUCAAAUAAAAACUGAAAAUAAAAAAAACAAGUCCAGUAGGUAGUCUAUAAUACUGUUAAGUAAGGUACAAACCUACUUUAACAGUCGGGAUCCAUUAGAUAUUCAUGAAUAGAUAAAAUUUUUCAGUAAUGUUUAAUGAAUGUAAAUUUUAUAGUUAACUAUUACUGAUUCCAAAAGUUAUCUUUUGCUUAUCAUCAUCAAAUUCAUCAAUAUUAUAUAAUUAAAUUGUCAAUCAAUGUCAGGCGCAGCCUACUAACUGAAAGCUACUUCAUCACUAGCGCAUAAUAUGGUUUUGGUAAGAAAGACAUUACAUUUUUUUACAAUAGAUAUGAAAACAAUCGAAAAUGUAUUUAAAUAACUGAACUAUCUAUCCAAUUAAAAUUUAAUAAAUAUUAUAAGUGAA